UCGGCGCUCAGGGGGCGGGGUAGAGGCGCUGCGAGGCGCGUACGGACCAGAGCGCAGCGCCGUCCGCUCCGCAGCGCCCGCACGCAAGCAAUCAUGAGUGAUCGAAAGGCAGUGAUCAAAAAUGCGGACAUGUCAGAGGAGAUGCAGCAAGACUCGGUGGAAUGUGCAACUCAAGCCUUGGAGAAAUACAACAUCGAGAAGGACAUCGCUGCUCACAUAAAGAAGGAAUUUGACAAGAAAUACAAUCCCACGUGGCACUGCAUCGUGGGCAGGAAUUUUGGCAGCUACGUGACUCAUGAGACCAAGCACUUCAUCUACUUCUACCUCGGCCAAGUCGCUAUUCUUCUGUUCAAGUCUGGCUAGAGCCAUGGACUGUUACUGAAACUUGCACCUGUGCACAGGACUGCACACUGAUUCCCACCUUCAGCCUUCCUGGGGAAACACAUCUUGAUCUUCAGGUCUUGUAUUGUAUUGUUAAUGUCAGGGAUUUUGCUGUAGCGGCUGGUAUUUUCAUUGUGGCUAUAUAAAAAAGCAAAAAUGUCUUCCUUGUAUUUAUUUUCUUUCAAAAGAUGGCUUCUUUGCUAAUAAAAUCGUUUAUCCCUUUG
This is a messenger RNA of Zonotrichia albicollis (white-throated sparrow), 605 nucleotides long. The record is from RefSeq and is a predicted model, not a curated record. Lineage: Eukaryota; Metazoa; Chordata; Aves; Passeriformes; Passerellidae.